This is a messenger RNA of Ictalurus furcatus (blue catfish), 2055 nucleotides long. RefSeq names its product cholinergic receptor, muscarinic 2a (gene chrm2a). Lineage: Eukaryota; Metazoa; Chordata; Actinopteri; Siluriformes; Ictaluridae. Gene Ontology annotation, cellular component: plasma membrane. The transcript has 3 exons. The coding region runs from base 535 to 2055 and encodes 506 amino acids. Gene Ontology annotation, molecular function: G protein-coupled acetylcholine receptor activity. Gene Ontology annotation, biological process: adenylate cyclase-activating adrenergic receptor signaling pathway; regulation of heart contraction. The record is from RefSeq and is a predicted model, not a curated record.
AAACUGAUAGUCUACAACAUAUAUCCAGUCACAAUAACUUCACAGCUGAAUCAGAAUUAGGAGCAAUGCUAGCAUGUAAAUAGGGGUUUAUGUGAUGUGCCAGCCAUGUGCCUGUUUGAAAUGAGAUCACUGGUCAUACAUUCAGGCUGAUCUAUAGAUGGGAAUUAAAGCGUAUGAUUGCGCGUGCACCUCUCUCUCUCUCUCUCUCUCUCUCUCGGUGUCGCCCCUCCCCACAUGCUCUCACUUACUUCGCCUGUCUCUCUGCACACCCGUGAGCAAUCCGAAUAGACGCGCUCAGUCUUUCCACAGUCCAACCGCGCGAGCAACAUGUCCUCAGACGUGCAACUGCGCGACCGAGCGAACCGAUUGAGCCCCGGCAUCACGGACACGCACCAAGCGAGGAGCGAGAGCGCCUGAGAGCAUAUACACUCGAUUGCCUUCCUGCCCAGGAGAAUUCUGGUUAUUUGAGAUCGAGUCCGCCAAUCACGAAGAGAGCUUUUCAGCAGGAAGCAGGAUUUCCAGGUGUGAAGGCUUAUGAGCAGUGCUCCUCGCGCAGUAAGGGAGCUUUUCCUGAGGCAGGAACAGAUGGAUGGAAUGGACUUCACGUUGGGGAAUUCCUCAGAGGGAAAUGAAACGGAGCCAGAAGUGGAGACGGGCUCGUAUAAAACAGUGGAGGUGGUGUUCAUUGUGCUAGUGGCAGGCUCACUUAGCCUGGUAACUGUGGUGGGGAACAUACUGGUAAUGCUCUCUAUAAAGGUCAACAGAAGCCUACAGACUGUCAACAACUACUUCCUGUUCAGCUUAGCAUGCGCCGACUUCAUCAUCGGGCUUUGCUCCAUGAAUCUCUAUACUAUUUAUAUUGUCAUUGGUGCCUGGCCACUUGGCCCUGUAGUGUGUGACCUGUGGUUGGCGCUGGACUAUGUGGUCAGUAAUGCAUCGGUCAUGAACUUACUCAUUAUCAGUUUUGACCGCUAUUUCUGCGUCACAAAGCCGCUGAGUUAUCCUGUAAAGAGGACCACUAAGAUGGCGGGGAUGAUGAUUGCAGCUGCCUGGGUGCUGUCCUUCAUCCUCUGGGCUCCUGCUAUCCUCUUUUGGCAGUUUAUUGUUGGUGGCCGCACUGUGCCAGAGAGGGAGUGUUAUAUCCAGUUCUUUUCCAAUGCGGCUGUUACGUUCGGCACCGCCAUUGCCGCAUUCUACUUGCCUGUCAUCAUCAUGAUGGUGCUAUAUUGGCAAGUCUCUCGAGCCAGCAAGAGUCGCGUGAAAAAGGACAACCGCAAGCCUUCAGGCACCAACACCAGAACUCUAUCUCCCAGUCAGACCCGCAGCAACGCAGCCAACAAGGUGGACAACAACAACGUGAUGGCCGAGGACCCUGAUAGGAAUCAAACCCAGGCCACAGAUGAAGUGACCGACCAGCAUGACACCAAGUUGCAGAAUGGCAAAGGGCCAUCCACAGCCAGUGGGGAGAGAGAAGGGGAGGAAGCUAGCAGGGACAACUGUGUCCCGGUUGAAGAGAAAGAGAGCUCCAAUGAUUCCACUUCAGGCAGUGGGGCCACAGCGCAUCAGAAGCCAGAAGCCAACAACACUCAGACGCCUGCACAGCACCAUGCCAAGACCGGUGCCUCUAAACUCACCUGCAUUAAAAUUGUCACCAAGUCACCCAAGGGAGACUGUUAUACUCCCUCCAACACCACAGUGGAGAUCGUACCAGCAGCUGAGAAGCAGGAUCACGUGGCCCGCAAGAUUGCGAAGAUGACUAAGCAGCCUCCCAAAAAGAAGAAAGCCGCUCCUUCCAGGGAGAAGAAGGUGACACGCACCAUCAUGGCUAUCUUGGUGGCAUUUGUAGCCACGUGGACACCCUAUAACGUGAUGGUUCUCAUCAAUACGUUCUGCUCCAGCUGCAUCCCUAACACAGUGUGGACCAUUGGCUACUGGCUCUGCUACAUCAACAGCACCAUCAACCCUGCGUGCUACGCUCUGUGCAACGCCACGUUCAAAAAGACCUUCAAGCAGCUUCUGCUUUGUCAGUACAAAAACAUACGCUCGACCAGAUGA